ACACUUUCUCCCACAGUUUGCUUGUUACAUAACCUAACGCAGCAGCUCCUGUCAAAGUUUUCAUUUAACGCGUGCACAAACAAAUAAGCAAAACAUCAAUCGCAAGGUGAAGAAUGUUAUUUCAAGUGUGUCGUCGUUUGGCUACCGCUAGGGGCACUCGCUUGUUUAGUAAUGGAGGCAGCAUGUACGAACCCGACUAUUUGGAGAAACUUCGUCCAAAGUAUCCAGUAUACAAUGCACUUAACUUCACCAUCAAGGGCUACGAUUAUCCGAUCCUAGAGAACUACCAAAAAUUCAUGUACAACGUUGCGGACACGAUGGAUCUCGACACAGUGGACUGUUGGGCUCAACCACCCCGGAAGUUCAAUGUUCAAAGGUUCAAACCAGCUUCGGCGAUUAUCGAAAGUGAAUAUAAGCUAACAGUGUACGAGCGGAAUGUGCAGAUAACGAGCCUCCAAGCGCCACUCUAUCCGAUGUUCGUACGAAUUCUGCAAGCAGCCCUUCCUGAAGGGGUGACUCUGACGGUCAGUGAACAUACGCCCGAUGUGGAGGACGCUCGCUUUGUUCCGGAUCGUGAUUUACUCGAGCUGAAGCAAAAAUUAGACGAAAUGGGUGGGUCUCGAGAAAGGAAAUAAAACUGUGAACUGUGUGAAUUAGAUUACCUAACACGAAUAAAUUCUUUUGUCAACAUAGAAAAACAUGAAAAUACAAAAUAUUAUGAAUAGUGGA
Wyeomyia smithii (pitcher-plant mosquito) is the source of this 729-nucleotide messenger RNA. It is a transcript of the gene mRpL48, whose product is annotated as 39S ribosomal protein L48, mitochondrial. Bases 114 to 635 code for a protein of 173 amino acids. The record is from RefSeq and is a predicted model, not a curated record. Gene Ontology annotation, cellular component: mitochondrial ribosome. The transcript is spliced from 3 exons. NCBI's taxonomy places the organism in Eukaryota, Metazoa, Arthropoda, Insecta, Diptera, Culicidae.